Molecule: messenger RNA, 512 nt
Organism: Funneliformis caledonium
Lineage: Eukaryota; Fungi; Glomeromycota; Glomeromycetes; Glomerales; Glomeraceae
Source: the annotation of a GenBank genome assembly
AUUUAUUGAAAGAUUUAAUGGAAAAAAAAGAACGUGAAAAAUUGGAUUUAAUGCAGGAAAAAGUGGAACUAUCAAAACAUAUUACGAAUCUUGAGAAUGAUGUCAAACACCGCACUGAACUUCUUUUACGAUCAAAAAGGAUGUGUAAUGUUAGAGGUGCUUUAGAGUUCAUUAGAUCAACGGACAAAAUUAUCUCGUUUCGCGAACCUACAGACAAUGUUUUGAUGAAGCUGACUCAAAAUCAAAAGUUUGUAUCAUAUUUAAAGCAAAAUUGCGAACUUAAUAAUUCUCAAUACAUAGAUGUCGAAAGAUGUAUGGGUGGUCUCUAUCACACUGCAUCAAAACAAUUGCACGGUCACGACAAGGAUAUUGAAAUUGAUGCGCGGGACUGGAGUGUGAAUGAAGUAUUAGCAUUAGGUGUUCUUCUUCGUUAUUAUAAUAUUCCGUACUCUUAUUAUGAUGACCAGGGGGAAUUAGCUGAUUACCCUUACAAGUUAGCUGAAAACCAUUAG